AUGUGGGAUCAUAUCAAGAAUAUUGGACUAACUCUGUCACCCCGCGCACCCCAUCUUUGGGUAGUGUGCGCGUGGGAACUUCACAGCCCCAGCGUUGACUCCGAUAAAAUCUCAGACAACAAGGAAGUCCAAAAAUGGAUCAAUAAUUACCUCGGUGUGGGCGAGUGGGUGAUGGACCAGUCCGUUGCUGUCAUGGGUUCUUCCGCCUGGUUCGAGCGCCGCCGGUGA
Penicillium nucicola is the source of this 228-nucleotide messenger RNA. Its product is annotated as DUF1748 domain-containing protein. NCBI's taxonomy places the organism in Eukaryota, Fungi, Ascomycota, Eurotiomycetes, Eurotiales, Aspergillaceae. The coding region runs from base 1 to 228 and encodes 75 amino acids. The transcript has a single exon. Gene Ontology annotation, cellular component: cytoplasm. The record is from RefSeq and is a predicted model, not a curated record.